AUGGCUGGCACCACGCAUCGGCGCAAGGCACACGCCUGUAGUCUCGCCGCCGCCGCGUCGCCAUGGGCUCCAGAGAGCGACCGCGGUCGAGCCGCUCUCGUCGCUGCCAACCCGUCCGGCGCAGCACCUCGAGCACGUGCGUCACUUGUCGACGCGGCAUUUGGAAUGCGCAAGCGCUCUCGCAAGCCGACAAAGCCUAAGAUGUCUCCGAGCUGGCACAUAGGAAACCAGCUCUUCUACCUCAUCAUGGCUGCGGACGCCGUGUUCUCAUCCUGCCUCCGGUUGCGCCACACGGCGUCGAUCGUGAGGCUUGAGCUGGUGCCCUUCUCGCGGCUGAUCGACGUGCGCGCGCUCAACCGCGCGGUGCCCGCUGUCUCGUGGCACGGCUCCGCGUCGAUGCUGCAUGACCUGCUCAACCGCUCUGCCGUCAAGGAAGGGGAGGUGGAGAUCAGCUGGUCUUCGGUCCGACCGCCGUCGUGCAACCACAACAUGUCGCGAUGGAGCGCGACCGCCCGCGCUGUGUCGCUGCUGCGUUGCCGGCCGUCGCGCGUGCUGCGCGUCAGCUGCUGCCUCAUGUGGGGGUGGCGGAUGGGCGCCGACGCCGAGGCGGCGCUGUGGCCGGCGCUUCGGUUUCGGAGCGAGCUCUUGGCAGCCGCGCGGGCGAUGGCGGAGCAGCGGCUCGGUCCGGCCUGGAACGCCAUCCACGCGGCCGACGUCGCUGCGCGAUUGCGAGGCGCAGGCUUUGCGCCGAGCGUGCCGGUGUACGUCGCGACGGACGAGCGGAAUGCGCGUUGGUUUGAGCCGGUACGACAGGCGACAACAUCUGGCGGCGGAGCUGCGCAAGGCAUCACGCGGUGA
Emiliania huxleyi CCMP1516 is the source of this 858-nucleotide messenger RNA. RefSeq lists its product as hypothetical. The coding region runs from base 1 to 858 and encodes 285 amino acids. The transcript has 7 exons. Lineage: Eukaryota; Haptophyta; Isochrysidales; Noelaerhabdaceae. The record is from RefSeq and is a predicted model, not a curated record.